CCGACCAAAGGAGCUUAGAGCGGAACGCGAAAGUAGCCGAGGCGUUUGUGGAAACAGGAAGCAAAAGAGGAAAAGCAAAAGCAGAGGGAUCUCGACUGCACGCUGACGGAUCGCGAAAGGGCGCACUGUUCGGUGACCGAUGCGUAUCAUGGACCACUACGGAAAACCCCUGUUAUUACGAAGGACGCGAGAAGACAUUUUGCGGUGCUUUUUAAAGUGGAAUUGCGUCUCUGCUUAGCUAGCUUAGCUAGCUAGCUUAACGUCUCGUAUAAUUGAAACGGAGUGGCUGACUAGCUAGCUGUGAACGAGGGGGGGUCCUCGAUACGGUUUAAAAUUGAACAAUUUUAUCGAUCGGCUAUCACCGAUGGACUCCGGAAAUUAAAACUAGCUACGGCAUUGAAACAGCAGUACCCAGUUAGCUAGUUGACUGGCGCCAACGCAGUAGUGGCUAACGAAAAGAGAACAUUUUGACAGACAAACAACAUCAGCUAGCUAGCUAUCAGAGCUAGCUAUGGCUAGCUGGGUAGUUAGUCUAGAUAGAUAGCUGGCAUGGUGGAAGAGAUGUAUGUAUUAGUAUCAGAGUCAUGUUACAUAAUUAGCUACAAAAGCGGAUUGUAUCUGAAGAUCGUAUUUCGUUGUUUGUCUCACCACUCAAAUCGACUUUUGACAUCUUCGUUGAACAAAAUCAGAAUGGAUGUAACCACACACAUAGAAUAAGAGACUUCGCAAAACAUGGAUUCAAAUCCUCUUUUAAGUGCCAUGGACCCGUCCAUCACCCUCUGGCAGUUCCUGCUGCACCUGCUGGAGGACCACAGCCACCGCCACCUCAUCUCCUGGACCUCCACCGACGGCGAGUUCAAGCUGCUGGAUGCCGAGGAGGUGGCGCGGCUCUGGGGUCUCCGCAAGAACAAGACCAACAUGAACUACGACAAGCUCAGCCGGGCGCUCAGAUACUACUACGACAAGAAUAUAAUCAAGAAAGUAAGUGGACAGAAGUUUGUCUACAAGUUUGUGACCUACCCUGACCCGUCCGCCGGGGAGGGGGUCCGAGGGGGGGAGGAGUCCCAGCGGCAGGAGACCCAGGUGGACGUGGCAGGCCUGGGUAAGGCCACGGGGGGCGCUGCCCCAGCCUGCCUGUCCAAAAACCUGCAGGUCCAGCGGUCCUCCCCCAGCUCUGUCCAGCGCAACUCCCGGAACGACUACAUGAAGUCGGGCCUGUACUCCACCUUCACCAUCCAGUCCCUGCAGACCCCCUACAAGGCCCAGAAGCCCAUCAAGACCGAGCUCUCGCUGCCCCUGGACACCCUCCCCAAAGCGCCCAGCGCCGACAAGGUGCUGCCAGAGGUGCCCCUGCGUGCGGUGGAGGGGCAGGGUUCUUCGCAGGGUCGGGGCUUCGUGGAGAGCAGCCUGCAGGUGAUAGUCACCCAGCCCUCGCCCUGCGCCACCCCUGCCCUCAGCCCCCAGACCCCGUCAGGGUCGGCUACCGGCAACACGCCUCAAAGCUCCCAGCCACAGAAAGCCCAAAGUCAGGGAGAUCCCCCUCAGAUCUACCUGACCAGCGUUUCGGACCCGAACUCCCUCACUCCCCUCAUCCCCCUGGCCUCCGUCGGCACACCCGUGGCCUCGGGCGAGUGCGUGGUGACCCCGCAGCAGAGCCACCAGGUCUUCGUGGUGAUCAAACCGCCGGCCACCACGCCCGCUGCGCCUGCAGCGCACGCCACUCCCGCCGCCCCCGCCGCGCCCAUCAAAGAGCCCAGCCUCCCGUCCGAGGAGGAGCUGCUGGAGAUCGUGGGCCUGGAGGAGAAGCACGUGGAAGAGGUUCCUGAGCCCGUGCCAGUGCCGGUGCCAGUGCCAGUGCCGGUACCGGGAGGCGCCGAGGUCCCGCCCGCGGUGGAAGCCCCUCCCCCCUGCGUGGAGCCAGCCAGCCAGCCUGUGGGGGAGGGCGAAGGGGAGGGCAAAGACAAGGCAGAGCUACCAGAAAACUCUGUCACGCCAGCAGUGGCCCUUCCUGGCACCGCGCCCCAGGAAGGUCAGCCUCCUAAAUCCAAGAAGCCCAAAGUCCUGGAGCUUCCCUCCUCCCCGACCCUGCUGCCCGCAGGUCUGUCCCUGGACAAGGUCAAUGCGGCGGUCAACAGCCUCCUGGCCCCUGGCAGUGCUACCAACACCCUGACGCCCACAGUCAUUACCUCCCAUGCACUGACCCCUGUCCUGCUGACGCCCAGCCCCCUCCCCUCCACCAUCCACUUCUGGAGCACGCUCAGUCCCAUUGCCCCCCGCAGCCCGGCCAAGCUCUCCUUCCAGUUCCCCUCCAACGGAAGCAAUCAGAUCCAUAUUCCCGCGCUCAGUGUGGACGGGCUGUCCACUCCAGUGGUGCUGUCUCCGGGUCCCCAGAAGCCGUGAGCUUACAGCCUUGGUUGCCCCCUCCCCCGGCCCCUGGGGGCUCCCUUCCCGGCCCAGCCCAGGAAGAGGCUGAGGGCGGACACAUAGACAAGCGGCACACAUCAGUCAGCGGAGCUCUGAGCGCAGCGCUCGGUGACGCUGUUUUUGAGGCUGUGUGUGAGUGUGCGUGUGUACGCACGCGCUGGGACCCGUUUCCCGCUCACCUGGCCCCUGCGCCAGGGUGGAGCUGCAGACAGAGAGGCAGCCGUUACAGCGCUGAGUCCGGGAGAGUUUUACCCCAUCCCUGUGCUUUCUCCUCUUUAUUUAUUAUUAUUUUUACAUCACAGAUGUAGAUUCGUAAGUGCAUCUCUCUCUCUCUUUCAUUGUUACUGAGACUCUCUUUAGGUGGAGUGUUCAACAGUUUUAUAGUUUGCUCUACAGAGUGGUUUAUUCAGGAGCGGGAUUAAAAAAAAAAAAAAUUUUUUUGGACGGUGAAUUAUUUUUGACGAAGAAAUGGAACGAUUCUUGAUCUUGUUUAAACGGCUC
Megalops cyprinoides (Indo-Pacific tarpon) is the source of this 2925-nucleotide messenger RNA. RefSeq names its product ETS transcription factor ELK1 (gene elk1). Gene Ontology annotation, biological process: cell differentiation; regulation of transcription by RNA polymerase II. The record is from RefSeq and is a predicted model, not a curated record. The transcript is spliced from 9 exons. The coding region runs from base 733 to 2400 and encodes 555 amino acids. Gene Ontology annotation, molecular function: DNA-binding transcription factor activity, RNA polymerase II-specific; sequence-specific DNA binding. Gene Ontology annotation, cellular component: nucleus. Lineage: Eukaryota; Metazoa; Chordata; Actinopteri; Elopiformes; Megalopidae.